AUGCACGAGAACACCAAUUUUCUCAAUGUCCCGAUCUCGUUCAAGUUAACGGAAGUCGAUGGUCUCACCUCACCAAAACCCAACAUCGAACCUGAUGUGAAUAAGGGCCUUCCAUCCUACACACCGAUCAGUAAAGGAGCUGGCAAGAAUAGUGAUCCAAUUCCUGGAGAACUCAAUAUCCUUGCGAAGCUCACUGGAGAUUUCCACGGUGCUGGGUUGAACAUGAUCUUCCGCCCAUCUUGGGGAAACAAUAGAAGGAAUAACGUUCUGGAGUACAACGUGACCGAAGAGGACACACAGUUCUUGAAGGACAUUGGCGACAUAUUCAACCGAGGUCUGGGUAGGCAACGAGACGUCAUUUUGAAGGGUGUUCCAUACAUGCAGACGAUCAAGGACAUGCUCAAUCCCAUAACAGGACAGGCUGAUCGGGAGGAAGGGAUUGCAAUUCACUUCGAGUCAGGCAUGUUCCUUAGAACUCCACCGACUGAGAUCAGGCCUGAGGUCCUUCGAGGUACUAUCUCGCGUCUAGCAUCUAUACCACACGGAACUGCCAUCAACUGCCAAGGCUUCGAACCAGACAUGAAGAACCCUAUAUCUGGUAACCCGGAUAUCAAACCAAUCUCAGUCUUGCCAUUUCCCAUGGGUAUGCACGGCGACGUCAACACAUUCGCAGACUUUUUCCCUCAGCUGAAUUUCAAGAGAAAAUAUGAGCUGCGUAUCCCCCAAGAGAUCAAGGAGGGCGACAUACUCAAUACACCUCUCAUGCUAGAUCCAAACCGGAUGCUAAGAGAAUUCAAUGAAAACAGCACGAAGAAAAAAAUCCGAGAACACCUUUUCUUCACAAUCCAUUCCGAUCCCGUAGUUUCUAAGAUCCCCGGAGGUGGCACAGCAAACAUUGCUUUCCUGCAAGGUUCAGGUAUUCGUGAUGGUCGCCAAAAUCCAGGCCCUAAUGCCCAUGGCGUCAACGUCGGAUGUGAUUAUUGGAUUUCAACCGUUGAAUACGAUGUUCUGCUACCGGAGGGUAAUUUCUCUGGGGACAAGAAAGAGACAAGAGUUGUUGAGUCUGAAGCACGGAAAGAGGAGAAAGCAGCUGGCAAGAUAGUGGUUUCUCCUUCUUUCGAAUUGAAGCUGGACAGGGUGAUACCACCAAACACGACUGUGAAGCUCGAUGCUACCCAAAUUCAAUACUCACAGAACGUCACAUUGGACUUUGAUGAGAUGGGUUGGCCACACAUCUCGGUGGCUACAUUGUCGCCAAAGAAUCCAGUGCCGAUUGAGGCUUCUCAGAUUAUCUUCUGA
Molecule: messenger RNA, 1299 nt
Organism: Botrytis byssoidea
Lineage: Eukaryota; Fungi; Ascomycota; Leotiomycetes; Helotiales; Sclerotiniaceae
Exons: 1
Coding region: 1-1299 (432 amino acids)
Source: RefSeq, a predicted model, not a curated record